Molecule: messenger RNA, 3931 nt
Organism: Tilletiopsis washingtonensis
Lineage: Eukaryota; Fungi; Basidiomycota; Exobasidiomycetes; Entylomatales
Exons: 7
Coding region: 326-3862 (1178 amino acids)
Biological process (GO): phosphatidylinositol dephosphorylation
Cellular component (GO): cytoplasm; membrane
Molecular function (GO): phosphatidylinositol-3,5-bisphosphate 5-phosphatase activity; phosphatidylinositol-4,5-bisphosphate 5-phosphatase activity
Source: RefSeq, a predicted model, not a curated record
CUCUCGUCCAGCGGCAGCAUCACCUACUCACUCUACAGCACAUCUCGAGCGAGCCUCGAGCUCUCGUCGCACUCCGCGAGCAGACACGACGGGCUGCGGCUAGUCCACUCGUUUGCCAGGCCAACGCGUCGUCCUUCCCCGCGGUCGUGUGACGCGUCACCCGGCGUAGACGCGCCGCUCCGGCUCCGAGCCCGUGCCUUCAACGCUUCAUCUGCAAGCACACAGCCACGAACGUCUGUCUUCCGACCUCUAUCUCUGCAUGCCAGCCGUCAAGCCGCGGGUCAUCUUCCUUUGAGCGUCUCGACGCUCCUCUCGAGGAGGCACGAUGCUGGUGUACGCUCGCGAUGCGCCGCGCGCCCUCGUGCUCGUCGCCGCCUCGUUCGAGCCGUCAUCAGCAGCAUCGAGUGCAGCGGGCGGCACGGCCCUGGUCAUUUCGACGGCGCUCGAUGGCCGCAGUACGGGUACUGGCGCUGCACGCGCCGUCAUCGAGAUGCUGCCUGCCAAUCGCGUGGACUUGGCGGCGUGCUCGCGGCUGAGCAUGAAGCCGGCGAUGGGAUGUCUAGGACUGAUGAAUGUCGGAGCAGACCUCUUCCUGGCGGUAGUGUCGACCAGCGUCUCCGUCGGCAACAUCCGGCCCUCAGAGAACGUGCAGCGCAUCACUUCGGUCGACUUCUACUGCGUCAAUCGCUCUGCCUUCGACGAGACCUUGACUGGUGAUCUGCUCGGCGAUGCGCCCGGGCCGCUCGACCCACAAGGCUACGCUGCACCACUGGGCGGCGAGCCUGUGGGGUCGCAGAUGCAGCAGCAGGCAGAGCACCCGUGUGCCUCGCUUCGCAAGCUGCUGGCCACCGGCACGUUCUACUAUCCCGCCCGCGCCUCCUUUGACCUCUCGAGCCGCCUUGAUCGGCGAUACGUGCGCGGCCCGGCGAAGGCAGUCACAGCCGCCAGCUCACAUCGGCGCGAAGAGGUGCAGCAUGACAUCUCGAGCUACGACGGCCGCUUCGUGUGGAACAGCUACAUGAUUGAGCCGAUGAUGGACUUUCGCAGCAGACUGGAGACGGAGGAGCGCCGCAAGCUGGACAGAGAGUGCUUCCUGCUGCUCGUUAUUCAAGGCUUCGUUGCUACGUUUGAGUGGCCGUCCGCUGGCCUCGCCACCGGCGCACAUCCUUCGCGCGCGGGCACGACGCUGGCACUCGUCAGCCGACUGAGCUGGAAGCGAGCCGGCACGCGCUUCAACACGCGCGGCAUCGAUGACGAUGGCAACGUCGCCAACUUUGUCGAGUCCGAGACGCUCGUGACGCACGAGUCGGUCAGCGUCAGCCACACGCAGGUCCGUGGCAGCGUGCCGCUCUUUUGGGAGCAGCAGGGUCUGCAGGCGUUCAAUGCGCGCAUCCAGAUCUCACGCCCCCGGAUAGCGUCGCAGCCUGCGUUCGACCGACACUUUGCCGAGCUGAUCUCGCAGUACCGGGCCGUGCACUGCAUCAACCUGCUCGGCACGCGCGAUGCCGAGAUGAUCCUCUCUGCCGCGUACGCCGAGCACGUGCGCAACUCCAGUGCCGAGCUGCUGCUCGACUCGCAGAAGCCUGCAGUGCACGGACUCGCCACGCAGCCAGACGUGGGCGAUACGGACGAGCCGCUCGACUACGACAAGCUCGGCCUGACCAACUUCGACUUUCACCAGACCAGCAAGCUGCAGGGCGGCCUGGACGGCGUGCGCAAUGAGCUCAAGUAUCUCGGGCCCGUGCAGCUCAAGAAGAAGGCGUUCCUCUACACUGUCGUCGUCGACGGCGGCGAGAACGAGGGCGUGUACCGCCGGCAGGGCGGCGUGUUCAGGACAAACUGCCUAGACUGCUUGGAUCGCACCAACGUCGUCGAAGACAUGAUCUCGCAGGCUGCACUCGAGUCCUUCUUUGACAGCGCCGCCAAGCACAACGAGACCUUUGAGCCGUUCCGCAGCCCUGCGCAUGCGGUGUGGGCGCAUCACCGCGUCAUGUGGGCAGAGAACGGUGAUGCCCUGAGCAAGAUCUACGCUGGCACUGGCGCACUCAACACCAGCUACACGCGCGCCGGGAGCGGCAAGAAGACCAUCGGCGGCUUCCUCAGCGACGCAGCGAAGAGCGCCGGACGCAUGUACAUCAACAACUUCCAGGACAAGAGCAAGCAGAACGUCAUCGACGCGCUGCUCGGCAACAUGGCCAACCAGCGGCCCGUCAGCGUGUAUGAUCCGCUGCACGACUCCGUCGCCGCCGAGCUGGUGGAGCGGCUCGACGAGUACUCAACGACGCGCGAGCUGUCCAUCCACGUAGGCACCUGGAAUCUCGCUGGACGGGGGCCCAUGGGCGAGUCGCUCCUGCCCUGGCUCUUCCCGCACGGCUCGUCUGUGGAGCCCGACGUCUUCGCGCUGGGCUUUCAAGAGGUAGUGCCGCUGACGCCGCAGCAGAUCCUCAUGACGGAUCCGGACAAGAUCCGUGUCUGGGAGGGCAUCAUCGUCAACACGCUGUCGCAGCGGCCCGACAAGAAGUCCGACUACGUCUUGCUGCGCAGCGAACAGCUCGUCGGCACGGCGCUGCUUGUGCUUGUCAAGGAGUCGCUGAUCGGCAGCGUGCGGCAGGUGGAGGGCGCGUCGAAGAAGACGGGCUUGAAAGGCAUGAGCGGCAACAAGGGCGGCGUGGCCAUCCGCCUCAGCUUCUUCGACACGACCGUCUGCUUCGUCACGGCGCACUUUGCCGCCGGCACCUCGAACGUCGACGAGCGCAACGCCGACUACUGGACCAUCUCGCGGGGACUGGCGUUCCAGCGCGGGCGCACCGUCACGAGCCACGACCACGUCGUCUGGCUGGGCGACUUCAACUACCGCAUCGACUUGCCGAACGAGGCUGUGCGUCCGCUGUGCGCCGCCGGCGACGUGGCACAGCUGUACGCGCGCGACCAGCUCGCCCGAGCGCGGGCCGCAAACGCCGUGUUUACGGGCUACGAGGAGGGCGCGGUGAGCUUCCUGCCGACGUACAAGUACGACCUCAACUCGGCGCUCUACGACUCGUCGGAGAAGAUGCGUGUGCCCUCGUGGACCGACCGCAUUCUCUACCGCGGGCCUCGUCCAGCGGCCCUACAGCAGACGGCUUACGGCCGCGCCGAGCUGCGGACGAGCGACCACCGGCCAGUCUUUGCCACAUUCAGGGCCGAGGCACGCGUCUUUGACCACGAGCGGCGCAACGCUAUCCGUCGCACGCUGCUCUCGGCUGGCAAGGCACAGUCGGCGCGUGGCGGCGGGCUGCUUGCGUCGGCUGUGCGCCUGUCGUCGGACAGCAGCGAGUAUGACGAGGACCUGCCGGAGCCUUCCAGCGACACGCAGAACUGGUGGGACAAGGCAGGCAGCAGCUCAGACUCGGACGACGGCGACGCCUCGUCGGGCUCGGAGCUGAGCGCCGGCGACAGCGAGGGCACCCUCUCGGGCAAUCCCUUCCAGCGCACACGGCACGACCGCUCGCGCACCGCGUCGCCCAACGGAGCGCCAGCUCGCCGUGUGCCACCUCGGCCGCCGCAGCGGGGUGCGACGAUCCGGGCGCAUGCUCGUACGCCAUCGGGCGCAGCGCGAGAGGCGAGCGACGCUCGCGCUGCGGCUUCAGUGCCACCUCCCAUCCCUGCCAAGCCGCGCUUAGACGGAGCUUCGGACGCAGCCUCGGCACAAGCACAGCCAGUCAAGCCAACGCCACCAGCGCCGCCACCACGCCCAGGCCUCGGGUCACGCUCGACGAGCUACAGCUCGAUCCACUCUGCCCGCUCCCUGAUGGACUCCAACUCGGACGAGGAGGAGGAGAAGAAGAGCCUCAAGCUGGGCCGAAAGCUGGAGUCCUUGACGUAAUAUACAGACAUUCCAGGGGUCGCUCAGAGCUUCGAGCCGGUCGUGAGCACGUCGAGCGCGUCGGAGUUG